ACAGUCUAGAAAUAUAGCAGUUUGUUGUGCAAGGGACGCCUUGCUCGAAGGGUAUCAUGUUGGUUGGCAAGGCGCUUCCUGUCCUCUUCUCCGUCUUCCUGGUCAUAACAACACUCAUUAAUAUCGUCGUGGAUGCUGCAUCGGGCUUCCCUUUCUCUCUGGGUAUCCGGGACAGCAUCAUGAUUGCUCAUUCAUUCAAGGGGGAGCAGUUUGGCCCCGCUCAAAAUAUUCACGGUGCCACGUACACCGUGGACGUUACCUUCCGUAGUAAAAACCUGGUGCCGAAAAACAAUUGGGUAAUUGACAUCGGGGAGGCGUCCACGGCGCUGAGCCGCAUUCUAAGCAAGUACAACUUUAAAAACCUAGACCAGGUCUUCCCCGAGGGGGAGAACACGACGACGGAGUUCAUGUGCCGUGCCAUCCACCGAGACUUGGCUGCGCAUUUUUGCACCAAUCGGGCCAAGAGCAAGGAAGAGCGUUUCAAGGGCUCCAUUUGUGUCAAGCUUUGGGAGAGUCACAAAGCGUGGGCUUGUUAUGAGGCCAUUGUCUGAGGAGACGGGACGAAGGAUGCUGGGCUUAUAAGGGGGGGAAGGAAAUUACUACAGCAAAAUUAAAUCCUAGACUAAUCAA
Molecule: messenger RNA, 630 nt
Organism: Nannochloropsis gaditana CCMP526
Product: queuosine biosynthesis protein
Exons: 2
Coding region: 57-551 (164 amino acids)
Source: RefSeq, a predicted model, not a curated record